Molecule: messenger RNA, 726 nt
Organism: Monoraphidium neglectum
Lineage: Eukaryota; Viridiplantae; Chlorophyta; Chlorophyceae; Sphaeropleales; Selenastraceae
Product: hydroxyethylthiazole kinase
Exons: 6
Coding region: 1-726 (241 amino acids)
Biological process (GO): thiamine biosynthetic process
Molecular function (GO): magnesium ion binding; ATP binding; hydroxyethylthiazole kinase activity
Source: RefSeq, a predicted model, not a curated record
AUGGACAUAAUGGCCAAUGUGCUGCUGGCGGCGGGCGCCUCCCCCGCGAUGGCGCAUGCCUUGGAUGAGGUCCAGGACUUUGUGGCGAUCAGCAGCGCGCUCCUCAUCAACAUGGGCACGCUCAGCUCCGACUGGGUGGCCUCCAAAAAGCUGGCGGCCGCCAAGGCGGUGGCGCUGGGCAAGCCCUGGGUGCUCGACCCGGUCGGCUGCGGCGCCACGCCCUACCGCACGGCCGCCUGCCUGCACAUGCUGCAGCUCAAGCCCACCGUGGUCAGGGGCAACGCGUCGGAGAUCCUCGCACUCGCGGGCGCCGCAGCCAGCGUCAAGGGUGUGGACAGCACAGCGGCCAGCCACGAGGCACUGGAUGCGGCCAAAAAGAUCGCGCAGCAGUACGGCUGCAUCGUGGCCGUGUCGGGCGCGACAGAUCUGGUCACCGACGGCAGCCGCGUGGUGGGCGUGAGCAACGGGACGGCCCUGCUCACCCAGAUCACUGCAACCGGCUGCAGCGUGACCGCCCUCAUCGCUGCCUUCCUGGCAGCUGCCCCCGAAGGCGCAGCGCUGCAGGCCGCGGCCGCGGCCCUGGCUGUGUUUGGGCUCGCUGGAGAGGUUGGUCUUGCAAACGCGCCGCGCCCGGGCCCCGGCAGCCUGCGGGUCGGCCUGCUUGAUGCGCUGCACCUCCUGGGGGAGGCCGAGGUUGUGGCCGGCGUCAACCUCAGCGAGCAGUGA